Suncus etruscus (white-toothed pygmy shrew) is the source of this 1831-nucleotide messenger RNA. RefSeq names its product DnaJ heat shock protein family (Hsp40) member C5 (gene DNAJC5). The transcript is spliced from 5 exons. Gene Ontology annotation, cellular component: presynapse; membrane; intracellular membrane-bounded organelle. Gene Ontology annotation, biological process: regulation of synaptic vesicle cycle. NCBI's taxonomy places the organism in Eukaryota, Metazoa, Chordata, Mammalia, Eulipotyphla, Soricidae. The coding region runs from base 176 to 772 and encodes 198 amino acids. The record is from RefSeq and is a predicted model, not a curated record.
GCUGCCGCUCCGGUUCCGCGUCCGGCCCGCGCCCGCGCCUGCGCCCUCUUGAGCAGCCGCCGCCGCCGCCGCCGCCCCGGAGAGCCGAGCGGAGCCGAGGGAGCCGAAGCGAGAGCCGGCGCGGCGGACGGCGGGCGGGCGGGCGGGCGGGCGGCGCGCGGACAGCUGACCUGCCAUGGCCGACCAGAGGCAACGCUCGCUGUCAACCUCCGGGGAUUCACUGUACCAUGUGCUGGGCCUGGACAAGAACGCCACCUCUGAUGACAUCAAAAAGUCCUAUCGGAAGCUUGCCUUGAAGUAUCACCCUGAUAAGAACCCCGAUAACCCGGAGGCUGCAGACAAGUUCAAGGAGAUCAACAACGCCCACGCCAUCCUCACAGACGCCACCAAGAGGAACAUCUAUGACAAGUACGGCUCGCUGGGACUGUACGUGGCUGAGCAGUUCGGGGAGGAGAACGUCAACACCUACUUUGUGCUGUCCAGCUGGUGGGCCAAGGCCCUGUUCGUCUUCUGUGGGUUGCUCACAUGCUGUUACUGCUGCUGCUGCCUGUGCUGCUGUUUCAACUGCUGCUGCGGGAAGUGUAAGCCGCGGGCGCCGGAGGGCGAGGACACUGAGUUCUACGUGUCCCCCGAGGACUUGGAGGCGCAGAUGCAGUCGGAUGAGCGGGAGGCCACAGACACGCCCAUCGUCAUCCAGCCAGCGUCUGCCACGGAGACCACCCAGCUCACAGCUGACUCCCACCCCAGCUACCACACCGACGGGUUUAACUAAGUCCUGAGCAGCUGUGAUGAGCGACGGGUCUGCACAGCCACCUUAGAAUCAUGAACUGUAGUCCCGGGGCCCGGGGCCUCCUGCUCCGGCCUCCCCACCCAUCCAUCCCGACAGUCGAGUGCGUAGCAUGCGGUAUUGAAAGCAGUUUUGCUACGGCCUCCUCUCCUCUUCCUUUCUGAGUAGCAUGUCUGGGUUCCGUCCUUGUGUCUGUGCGUGGUGGACGUGCCGUGGUCUGGCCUCAAGCACCGGACUGAGGAGUUGCCGGUGCCCAGAACUGGUCAUGCCACUCGGUGCCCGUCCGUCCUUCCUUCCCGUGCUCCCGGAUCGGAGUGUUCUGUCCAUUGUGUGGCCUCUCACGCCCUCUGAGGGCUGCCGCAGGGGCGGGGGCGGGCUCCCCAUGAUUCCUCGUGAGAACUCUGACCCUCCACACCCUCGGACUCUGUUCUGGGCCUCUGGGCAGGCGGCCUGUCAUUCCCAGGUCCAAACCAGGCCCCUCCCGCGCCCGCCCACCCAGCACCCCGCCUCUGGCUGCGCCUCCACAUUCCUGCCAGCCCACCUCUGCUUUGUCUUUUCCUGGACCAGCCAGGCCGAGGGGCUGAGAGCCCAGUGCGGCGCAUGGCCAGCCGCGUGGACCCCUGGACCCACCUCCACAGCCCUUUCCUUCCCCUGCCCGGCCCGCCUCCCCACAGGCAGGCUGGGGGCAGGUUCCUGGAGGAAGGUGCUGCCCCCGGGAUCUCGGGGCCUCAGCUCCCCGCUGGAAGUCCAGGUGCUCCCCGCACCCACCCUUUGAGCAGCCCUCCCCGCAUCUCUGCCACUACACACGCCCCGCCAAAACCAGAUCCCCCGUCCCCCUUGAGGCUUGCUCCCUGCAGAGCCCAGGCCGCCCUUUGUCGGGCCCGUACUCAAUGAAGGACUCGAGGCGAGGACAGAGGAAGCGGCACGGGAACAGUGCUGGGCAGGCAGAUGGGCGGCACAGCAGGGUACGGCUGCCACUGGUCUGUGCCACUUGUUUCGUCCUGUUCGGUUUUGUUGUUCAUUAAAAUCGUUGUGAGGACUUGA